AUGGAAGGAUCCAAGAGAUAUAAACAGCAGAGCGAUCCUCCCUCACGACUAUCGUCUCCAACGACCUCAACACAGCAUCGCCACCGUUUGCCUUGCGAUCACCGUCGACUCUCAAACUCUGAACUCGUCACUGUCUCUCUUUUUCGUUCAGUUAACAGCGGCUUCUUCUACGAAUACAACAUCUCCGCUGUGACAGAUCUUCGACCGCAUUUCUUUAUGCUUCAAGCCUUCUGUGAUCUCUUUUUGGUGAUUCUCCAAGGAGUGUUGAAGAAUGAAGAUGAGAGGAGAAGAGAGAAUUUUGGUGUUUUCUGUGAUGUGAUUCUUCUGAGCGUGAAGAAUGAACCGUAUCUGGAAGAUGUAGAAGGCAAGGCAAAGAGGAGAUUGUGGCUGCCAUUGAAGGACUUGGAUGGAAAGCUUGAAGUAAGAAGCUUGAAUAAGAAGAAAUCUUGGAGAAGAACCUUGAAGAAAUGA
Molecule: messenger RNA, 471 nt
Organism: Vicia faba (fava bean)
Lineage: Eukaryota; Viridiplantae; Streptophyta; Magnoliopsida; Fabales; Fabaceae
Source: the annotation of a GenBank genome assembly